CCACCAAUGAGGUUUGCAAGACAACCAACCACUCAGGCAGCUAAUCAGGCAACUAAUGAGCAAACAAAGCAGUCAGCAAGAUUAGCAAACAAGAAGGCCAACCAGGCAACCACCAUUCAAACAAGACAGCCACCCAGAUCUGCAAACAAGGCAGCCAACCAACAAGCAAGGCACCCACCUGGACCAAUAAAUAAGAAGACUAAGCAGACAACCAGUCAACCAACAAGUGCGAUAGCUAGCCAUUCAGCAAGAAAGCCAACCACCCAUCAAGCAAGUCAACCAGUCAACCAGCCACAAAAGCAGCCACUAAGGCAACCAACUGAAACAUCUGCUUCAACUUCAAGUAGACCACCACCAUUUGCAGCAGAUUCAAGCAAACCACCACCAAGUAAAGCACUCACAGCUCAAUGGUUCUUAUGCAGCCAGCCCACCUCUCGUACUCCUAAGGAAACAUGGGACACAAAAAAACAUCUAUCUCAGCCUCGAAGGGGGUUGAUACCACCAAGGGUAGUUGAGAGUAGUCAUCUGUUCUCAUAUGGGAAAGGAGGUGGAAUAAGAGCUUAGACAUCUGGUACAAUGUUCUCAACAAACAAGGGCAAAGGCAAGGACAAGGUCUUUGGAAAAUGAAGAUUGGAGAAUGUGGAAGUAGAAACUUUACUUUACUUUUUUUUGUUAUUAUGCUUGUCUGAUAGUGGCAUGUCACUACUUUUUUGUUUUUUUGCUAUUGUGCAGAACUUUAUACUGUAAAGUUAUUUUGUUAUUGUCUUAGUGGGGACAGAACCACUUAUUAUGUAGAUGAAAUUUGGUAGUGUUUAUCCAUUAAUGUUAGGUGGAGUCCACUUGUUUUUAAACAAUGCUUAUUAUAUAUAGUAUUGAAUUGUACUCUUGGUUAGAUGAAA
This is a messenger RNA of Quercus robur (English oak), 899 nucleotides long. RefSeq lists its product as uncharacterized. Lineage: Eukaryota; Viridiplantae; Streptophyta; Magnoliopsida; Fagales; Fagaceae. The coding region runs from base 7 to 564 and encodes 185 amino acids. The record is from RefSeq and is a predicted model, not a curated record. The transcript is spliced from 2 exons.